Messenger RNA from Chlamydomonas reinhardtii, 4051 nucleotides. RefSeq lists its product as uncharacterized. The transcript is spliced from 2 exons. The record is from RefSeq and is a predicted model, not a curated record. Lineage: Eukaryota; Viridiplantae; Chlorophyta; Chlorophyceae; Chlamydomonadales; Chlamydomonadaceae. The coding region runs from base 648 to 2087 and encodes 479 amino acids.
GCUAGGCUAGCGUCCUGUCACGCUAGCGUCCUGCAUCCUUUGGUUUGCAUGCCGUCAGCAGCCAUAGAAACCCCGUCCAUCGGAAAGAAGUCGCCUCAGUCCUCGCCUCCACUGAAGUAUCUCAAGGAGCUCUCUUGAUGCCAGCAUUAUUAAUAACGGGAACGCCACGCGCGGCGAGUUUUGUCACAAGCUCGUCGAGUCGUCCGGUUACCCUGCACCUGAUUCUCAUUUAUGCAGUGCAGGUCACAACUCUGAUUAUUGACGCCUUGAUGGAACUUUUAGGUAUUUUGGCCACCGUGUCAGCGGACUUGUGAGUCACUUUUCAAAGUGGCGAACUCCGGGAAGCUUUGGGUUCAAACCGUGCUUUGCAAUUAGAAAAGUUGAUCAUUUCCUAGAAACUCUGGCGGCUUCAACCGUUGUGAAGUCGGACGCGCAUGCAUUGUGGAUGUCCGAAGGACGAGCGCGGGCUCGCGCUGUGCCAUAAUGUUGGAUGGGAAUGGAAGACGAAGCACACAGAUACUUAAGCUCUUGCUAUAGGCGAGGCGCUGUUACCUAUAUGUUCACUUAAACGCAAGCGGUUUGCUCUGUUUUGUACCAACGCGCUCAGCCGCGGGCGCAUUGUCGCGUCGUGCCGCUUCCAAGGCACCAUGCAGCUUUCAGAGUCCCUGAAUGUAGUAUUGUCGCGGAAGCGCGGCAGGAGCGAGUCUGGGGAGUCGGCGAGCCAGGACGAGCUAAUCGAAUCCACCUUCAUGGCAGAAGGAGACUGCGGGCCUCGCAGGACGGCCAGCGACACGCUGCAGCCUGCAGGCCCUGCGACUGCUGGACCUUUCACACGCUCGAGCCUGCCAAUGGCGCCGGAGCCUCCCGCUGCAUGUCCCUCGGCGGACUCAGCCCAGCCCAGCUCGCGAAAUGCGUCCAGUCUGCCUUCAUCCCCGGUGUUAAAGACAUGUGAGCCUCAGCUGUCGCCGCGCCAUGGCUUUCGAGCGAGCGCGUCGGUGCAAGCGGGCUGCGACGCAACAGCGGGGGUGGACGAGCACUUCGUGCCCCCCGAGCCUCACACGGCCAAGCGCGCGCGCCACACUCGCGAGCAGGCUCAGCAGCUACGCGGUUGCAGCAAGUCCCAGCUGGUAGUCAUAGCUCAGGAUCUGGAGGCGCAGGAGCAGCAGCUUCGGGAGGAGCUUCGGGAGGCGCGGCGCUCGUACCUGCUGCGCGUGUCGGACGUGGCGCAGCGCACCCUGAACCUAGUCCGUGGGAGCGCGGUGCUGCCGCCUCGUGCCAAGAGCUCCUGCGCGCCAACUGCAACUAAGGCGGCAAAUUACAUCGAAGAGAGCAAGGCACAGACGACACAGCAGCAGCCCUCUGCAUCCUUCAGCUUCCCGCGCCUGCAGCCGAGGUCCGUCGCCGACGCCGACGCCGCCACCUGCACAGCGGCCCUUCCGUCAGCCGCCGGGGGCUCACCCGGCCUCGCGCGCCGCCUGAGCGCAGACGGGCCCGCAACGGUGAUGGGACCUCCGCUCUGUGUGCCGCCCAGCCGCCGCGGCUCCGGCGGCGGGCCCAUGCUGCCGCCACAUCGGGCCGCGGAGCACAGCCAGCAGCCUCAGCAGCAGUCCCAGGCAUGGGGCCAGCCGGCACUGCUGCUGGCGGCUGCUGUGCAGGCGCCGCCGCUGACAAGGGACGGCGUCCUGAGCUCUGUCAUGGAAAUGCUGCGGAGCAAGGCCGCCGCCACUGCCGCCGCUUCCAUUCCAGGCCUCGCGCCGCCAGCUUCCAGGGCGCAGUCCAUGCCUCCGCCCCAGCCCAACCCGCCCCACGUAGCGAGGGGGUCGUCGGCACAGCGGUCGCCGACCAUGGCGCCGCCACCGCCGCCGCCUCUGGACUGGCGUGGCCUGCCUCAGCCUCAGCAGCACAUGGGCGGCCCGUCGGCACGGCCGGCGGCCAACUGGCCCGCGCCCGCCCCGCUGACUUCGUCGCCGCCGCUACCAAUGUCCCUGCUGUUGCCGCCGCAGCGGCAGGCGCCCCUGCAGCAGGCGGCGGUGCGGGCGCUGGGCGCUCGCGCCCCUUUCAUGGCUCGUCAGCAACAGCAGCAGUAGCAGCCGGUGGCUCAGUCGCAGCCUCAGCUGGUGCCGCCACCAUGCCGGGCCCCUGCGCUCGACAUUGCGGGCGGCUGUGAAGCUCAGCUGGCCUGACGAUGGGUACCUGCUUAUGAAGGUUGCGCGCGCUCUGGAUGCGUUGUGGGCUUUGUCUUCAACUACCAACCUAUGCGAUUGGUAUUUUAGUUAUGGUACUGAUUGGAAUGAGGUGUAGUAGUGGCGGUUUGCCAUACAUGUUGGGCGCACUGAACGGCAUGCCAACUCCUAGCAUUGAAAGGUCACCGGCGCACGCUGAUAUGAGCGGCCUACUUUGAUGCUUGCAACAUCAGCGCAACGGGACGCGCACAUGGUUCUGGGUGGAAGUUCGCCGUAAGCGUACGCAGUGCUCGUCAUAUCAUCAUGUGACUCAGCACUGGCAGGGGUUGAGUUCUCAAGGAUACAUGGAGUCAGGAGUCUCUGCCUGACUUGAAGUCAUCAUACAGGUCACGAGGCAGGGAUAGUGUUUGGCAGAACCGUCAGUACCUCCAGCUCGGUUCGAAUUUGCGCUUGCCAUCUAGAGAAUGGGUAGCUACAGCCGUAGCAGCAGGAGGUGCACACCAACACUGAUACGCUUACACUGCAUUGCUGGUUCCUAUGGCCAGAGCAAGUCAAGGGGCUUGCGGUGCCAUGUGUACGUCCAUUGCGAUCAGGCGCUCGGUCAACAGACGAGGCCAUGGAGGCGUUGACGAAGAGGGAGGGAAUGGGCAUACCGUGUUGGGCGGAGUGCCACGCACGUCAACUCGAUGCGAAUACUUGACUAGUGUGAGGCCAGUAGGCCACCGUAGCAAGGACCAAUGUGGUCCACACUGCCAAGGAUUGAUAUGCCACGUGGCUUCGGGCGUGGUUGCGCUGCUAAUGCGACAGUAUAAACAGCGACGCUGGGGUGACAGCCACGGGUGACAGCCUGUUUCCAUUGAAGCGUCAGCCCUAUAACCUGUGGGCGUAAGGCAGGACAACGACAUGGCAUUUUGGCAUUGAGGUUAGGCUUGGCAAGAGGGUGCCUGCGUCAUAGCAUGUGUGGAGACCAGGCUUUGCAUUUGCCUUAGCGAUGACCAGCGGUUGGCAGGAGGUCAGCAUGGCACGGCUGGGACGACAGCUGGGAGGGCUGUUUGUGUUUCACAUUGACCGCACAGGGCGGGUAACCAUGCGGUGGUUACCGUAGGCUGUUGAAUGAGCUCAGCUUUGGACUGCAUCAGAGUUUGCUAGCAGUGCACUUGGAGCUUGGCACGAUGUGGGCGUCCGCUGCGUGUGCCAGGGGAUGCUCAGCAGUGCGGUCAACGCAGCAGGUGCGGCCUGCACAUGCAGGUCGGCGUACAUGGGGUCUGGCAUGGUCUGCAGAACAAAGACAGUUUGUUGUGGGGAGUGACGGUGAGAUAGUAUUCAGGGUGGGAUUCAAUGGAAUUGAAAGAUCGCACUGCAAGAUUGUGUACGUUUUCCAUGCAAAUGUGCGCUAAGAUUCAGGCAUGCGCACACUGGCCCGGAGCUGUUCGUUGAUUAGGUACGGAAGUCAGUUGUGCGUGGCCGCUGCGACGCCUCCUGUGGUGCAUACACGGUCUACGCUCGCUGCUCAGCUAUGCCGUUGAAUCGCUUGGCAUUUGCUUGCACAUCAACCGCGCAGGAUUACGUUCGGUGUGUGCACAGUGUCGGACGCCGGGUAUGUUGCGGCAUGGAUGACUGCGUGGGGUGGAUGGGGUGGGCUAAUGCAUAUCUACUGUAAAUCAAUCGACUGCCGUGGAUGCGCACGUGCGAGUGUACUGUGGCAGUGGUGCGGCUAUCUCGGAUGGCGGCCGUAGCUACCGCGCCGGCUGCAUAGUGGUCAACGCCGAAGUAGUUACAAUUCUUCAGCGGCUGGGGCCAGCAGGGACGGCGCCCUCUGACCGGCAUGGUGGUGCCGCCCUUGCCAUGCCAUGUAACUCACUGGACGA